This is a messenger RNA of Entamoeba dispar SAW760, 627 nucleotides long. Its product is annotated as rab6, putative. The transcript is spliced from 2 exons. Gene Ontology annotation, molecular function: GTP binding; GTPase activity. NCBI's taxonomy places the organism in Eukaryota, Evosea, Mastigamoebida, Endamoebidae. The record is from RefSeq and is a predicted model, not a curated record. The coding region runs from base 1 to 627 and encodes 208 amino acids.
AUGGAACUUAAAAUAUUUAAGUUUUCUAGUGGUGAAUUUAACCCAAAUACUGCUUCUUCAAUUGGUUGUGAUGUAAUUUGUAAAAAAUUGAUUUUAGAUGGAAAACAAUACAACGUCCAACUAUGGGAUACAGCAGGACAAGAAAUGUUUCGUUCAACAACUGCAACUUAUUUUAGAAAUCGUCAUUGUAUUUUAUUUAUGUUUGAUGUAACAAACAGGGAAUCUUUUACACAUAUUGAGGAUUGGAUGAAAGUAUUUUAUGAAAUUCAAAAUGAAGAUAAAAAAACAUUAUUGGUAUUAGUUGGCAAUAAAAAUGAUAUGAUUACUGAAAGACAAAUAUCAUCAGAAGAUGCAAAAGGUUUUGCUAAAAAUCAUAACAUUAAUUAUUUUGAAUGUAGUGCCAAAGAGUUUGUUCACGUCAAUUUUUUUAGUUACCUAUUAAAUUUACCAUAUAGAAAUAUCAACAUUGAUAACAUCAUUGAGUUUGUUAUCCGAGAAUUGCGCCUUCAAAAAAUGUUAGUAGAAACUCUUCCAAAAGAAAUAGAAAGGAUUGACGAACCAAUUGUACUUCAAAAAAAUGAUUCACCUCAAAUAGCAGAACAACAAAAUGGUGGUGUGUGUUGUUAG